GGAGACUUGUUAUAGCUAUUCCUUGAUAGAAAGUCUAGAAGAGAAGUACCAUCAAAGGUACAAAAAAAGAAUGUAUGUUAAGUAGAUAGAUACUUCAGGUUGUUUUAAUGAUACUGACAAGACAAGAAAGGAAACAUAAGAUGCCAAUAUGUCUUUCUUGUAUAGAGACCAGUCCCUCAAUAUGGUGUUUUAAGUUGGGCAUUUUCAUGCAGUUUGAUGUGCAUUUAUGCAAACAUACUAUGCAAAGAAAUUACCAAAUGUGCAUCUUUGUUCAGCAGCAUGGCAUCAAUUUCAUGAUACAUGCUUUAAUCUUGUAUGUACAAGAUUCAGCGUGCUUAUAGUGUUGUAGAGUUACCAAAGAGUGUAUGCUCAGGAAAACUCAGAUGUACAAAAAAUUGCCAUAUAUAAAAUAAAAAAUGGAUAAAUACAAUUGCCCAGUUAGUAGUCACUAAGUGCCUAAGGCUAGUACAGAUUUGACUAGUGACUGGGACACACAGGACAAGGCCACACAGAGAUCCCACCUAAAAUUAUAUGUAUGAAGGUGACAUAGGUACAUAGUACAGGCUGCAUCUGAAUAGGGACAGCUUUGUGUCACAGCUAGCUUGGUAUUUACUGAGAGCACCAAGCUCCUCUGAUUUAUAAUCAUUAUAUGUAUUGUUUAGCAAUCAAAAUUUAUGGUAUUUACUGCAAACAAUCAACAGACUUGCUUGCUACAAUAGUAUUAUAUCAUCAUAAAAGAAAAGUCCUAGCAUCAUCCCAUCAUUGAUAGAAACAGGAUAGACCACACAGGCUAGUGGAUUGCAUGAGGCUUGGCCAAGUGCAGCCCAUCAGGCAUGAAAUUGGGGUGUUACAGCAAGAUGAACAUGUAAUUUCAGCACCAAGAACAGGUCAGGAAGAAAGUUAUCACUACACAGAACCAUUCUGUCCCCUCCCCUCAACAAGAACUUUGAUAAAAGAUAACAGGUUAAACCUCUCCAUAGGGAAGAUAAAGAGAUUGAGGAGUCAGCGAGAGAAAGCACACAUGGUAUGUCUCAUAACUCAGUUGUGCAAAGUUGUGUUUGAGCUAACUGGCAUGUGAGGUGUCAGCAGCAUUUAAAGGUCAUCAUCCCUUCACAGCUCCUCAAGUGUCCCAAAUAACCUGAGCAGCUAUGGGAUAAGCCCCUCUGUAGCUAAGACUCAGUUCUCACCAAAGACCAAAAAGAUUCCCACAAAAAAGAGGGACACUGCCAAAGAAGAAGGGCUGAUGGACUACCUGAAUAACCCCUCUCAGCAAGAAGCAGACCAGCUACCAAGCAGCACGCUGCCCUCAGACUCGAUGGUUUCCUCCACUACCAUGACAACUUCCACCUUCAGCAGCCUGGGUCACUCCCGCCACUCUUCCAUGUCCUCAGCCUCAUCCCUGGUGGCCCUCAGUGGACGAGAGACUCCUGGUUCAGCCAACAAUGACAAUGAGAGUGGGAGUUGUGGGUCGGCCAACACUGAUGCUUACAUCACAGUCGACCCUCCCUCAGACAUCAACAUCUCUGCUCCACCCAGCACUGAUGGCAGCACCAGUAGUAAUGGUGCUGUGGCAGGAUCAAGGGGCACUGAGAGCAGAUUAUUGAGGAAAGAAGUGGCCAGCCUCAACCAAGAGAUGAGUCAGGUGCUUAAGAGAGCAAAGGACUCAGAAAGAGAGGCCCAUCAGCUGAGAAAUCAAGUGUCAGGUAUGCUGAGUCAACAGUCCACCAGUGACCGAAUCAUGCGAGACCUUCAGCAGAGAGAAAUGGAUCUCCAGGAAUCCUUACGGGCUAAAGACAGUCAGUUGGCAGUGUUAAGAGUACGCCUGCAGGAAGCAGAUGACAAAACACAAAGUAAGGAUUCUGCUCUGGCAGAAUUGCAAGCUGAAAAUAAAAGGUUAAUUGAGGGUGCAAGUGAGAGCAGUGGCCUGCAUAGCCAUGCCCUACAAACCCUACAGGACCGUUUAGGGGAGGCCCAGGCUAUGUUGGACCAGGAGCGCCAGCAGCACAGUGCAUCCCACAUGGAACUCUCAAAGAGAGUCAGCCACUUGGAGGAGGAGCGGCAGAGUAUGGCCAUGGCACUCUCUGAGGGCCAGCGCAAAUUAGAAGAAGAGAGGCACAGGAAUCACCAGAUCUCCCAGCAGAUAAACUCUUUGCGUGGGGAGCUGUCUUCCUGCCGAGAAGAGUUGACAGAGUACAAGGCCAAAGCCAGCCGGAUCCUGCAGAGUAAAGAGAAGUUGAUUGCCUCCCUGAAAGAGGACCGAGGGGAUGGAGGUGAUGCUGGCUCCUCCACUUCUGAUCUUCAUAUGGCUGAAUUAGAGCAGAUAAAGGCUGAGCGAGACCUGCUGAGGGAGGAAUUGGAGGGAACAGGAAUACGGAUGCAGCAAUUGAUGGUUGAAGUGUCUGAGGCAGAAGCAGCAGCUCAAGAUCAGGCAGCCUUGGCAGCCCACAAUGCUGCAAACCUAGAGGAGACAGUUACUCAGGAACGUAGAAGGAGAGGUGACGUGGAGGUAGAACUCAGACAGAUUCAGGAGGAGCUGCGUUGCGCCCAUGAAGAACUAACCAGACAGAAAGUGAGCUUCUCAUCCCGACUACAAGAGCGUGACACUGAGAUUGACAGACUCAGAAAACAGGUUGCUCACAAGCAGAGUUCCUCUAGCAGUGUGAGUGAGCUAGAGCAGCGAGUCCAUGACCUCACUGAGUCACUCAUACACAAGCAGACUAACAUUGAGACUCUAAGUACUGAGAAGCAUUCACUCAUCAUACAGAUGGAGCGACUGCAGCAACAAUACGAUGAGUCCCAGAAGAUGCUGAAUAGAGACCCUCCAACACUCUUCCGUCAAGAUGAUGUCAGGAAUCGAGUCCCAAGUUUUCUCGUGGAAUCUCCUUUUGACAGAGGAGUGACUCGACAUGUGAAGCGCGCUUACUCCACCUUAGAUAAAUUUUCUGUGAGAUUGGGAGUGUUUUUAAGGCGUUAUCCUAUAGCCAGGGUGUUUGUAAUUGUAUAUAUGUGCCUUCUUCAUCUGUGGGUGAUGGUAGUACUCCUUACAUACACCCCAGAAGUGCAUGGACCAGACUACCACCACCCAGCUGGCACUAUGCCCCAUGACCAGUAACUUACCUGGAUCAACACACUCUCUCUCUACCCUGCCUCUUCCCUUCUAUAUUCAUUCUGUUUAUUCACUUGCACUCAUCAUUCUAAUGUAAGAAGUGGCACUAGUGAGUAUUGAAUCACUGAAUUGUUAUCACUUUUUUUGCAAUUUAUGGAAGUUAGGGUUGAUAUACAUAAGUUAUAUUUUAUUAUUAAAAAUAUAUUUAUUUAUAUGACAAGCCAACCUCAUCCUUGAAGAGGGUUACCUGUGAUCAUCAUCUCAGAAUUAUGAUGGCUAGGAUCGAGAGUCUGAAGUAAGCAAAUUGGUUUCAUGUUGAAAUUGUAAUAUUAUAUUGUUAGCAUGUUAGACAUGAGACCCAAGUGCUCAUUGUACAUACAUGUAUAGCAAAUUUUGUUAUUAUUACUUAGUACUCUGAAGGUGCUUACAGAAAUGCUUAUUUGCCAGAAGUCGGGAUGCUGUCAUUCUGAAAUCUGAUAUGUCUUUCCAGUGUCUAGUAUUAUAGAAUUCCUCUUUUAUUAGCCACUUAUUUUAUACUUAAUCUUUUAGCAAAUGUUUGACAUCUUUGUCUUAAAAAAAUGUUUUGUGUGAGUGUGUGUUCUUCACUGGGAUGCAAGAGAUGCUCAAGUGAUCUUAAAUGACAACUGUAUCUCUUUCUUAUGUACUGGUGAAGGAUACACUUGCUGUGGUUUGGACUGAAUGUAACAAGUUAUUGAUUGAAUUAUGCAUACAGAUCUUCUAUGGCAAAUGUAAGAGUGUAUAUACUGUCUACUAAUAUACUUUAAAAGAAAGGAA
Messenger RNA from Portunus trituberculatus (swimming crab), 3901 nucleotides. RefSeq names its product golgin subfamily A member 5-like. Gene Ontology annotation, biological process: retrograde transport, vesicle recycling within Golgi; Golgi organization. The transcript has 15 exons. Lineage: Eukaryota; Metazoa; Arthropoda; Malacostraca; Decapoda; Portunidae. The record is from RefSeq and is a predicted model, not a curated record. Gene Ontology annotation, cellular component: Golgi cisterna; Golgi membrane. The coding region runs from base 1244 to 3112 and encodes 622 amino acids.